Beauveria bassiana ARSEF 2860 is the source of this 393-nucleotide messenger RNA. RefSeq lists its product as uncharacterized. The coding region runs from base 1 to 393 and encodes 130 amino acids. The record is from RefSeq and is a predicted model, not a curated record. The transcript is spliced from 2 exons. Lineage: Eukaryota; Fungi; Ascomycota; Sordariomycetes; Hypocreales; Cordycipitaceae.
AUGUCUGAAAAAAUUCGGGAGCUCGAAAGGCAGCUGCAGCAAGCAAAGGCACGGGAGGAGGAAGCAAGGGCACGGGAGGAGGAAGCGAGGGCACGGGAGGAGGAAGCGAGGGCACGGGAGGAGGAAGCGAGGGCACGGGAGGAGAACGAACGACGCGAAAAGGAGAAAGAGAAACUCAAAAACCAAAAGACGACUUUGGCAGAGUACUUGCAUAACUGUCACUUCGACAUUUACCAAAAACUCAGGCUCGCUGGCGCUUCGGAGAGCUCUACUGGCCUCGCAACCUCGGUCGACGGCAAGUACUAUCCCAAGUGGCUUCGCCCUUGGACAGAAUUUAGUGCCAAUCAUCGACAGGAACACUUCAACGAUAUUAUCCGCGUCUGCGAACUUUAA